AGUGAAUCGAGUAAUCGAACGAUGAUUGAUGAGAGGUUUUGCUUUUCUUGAAAAAAAAAAAAAUAAAAAUGAUUUUGUAUAAUUUCAAAGAGAGAUGAGAUAAAUGAAUGGAAUAUAAAGUGUCGAAAUAAUAAUGUGAUAAAUUUAUUUGCAUAUGUGCGGAGGGCGUUCACGAAAUAGCUGACGCGAAACUUCGUAAUAAUAACCUCUACAUAUGUUAGAGUUAAUUUGUGCCCCAUCAUAACCAAUGACGUGGAUAUAGGUUAAGCUCUUCUACGCUUAUGUAUUGCACAUGCGAAUAAAUAAAAUCAGUUAUAUCGGGCACGAAUUUUUCGUGAGGAACAAUUUGUAAAUAAUGUUCGAAAUCACGGAUACACAGAAAAUCGGGGUGGGAUUGGCAGGAUUUGGAAUUUCUUUCCUAUUCCUUGGUGUACUAUUACUCUUUGAUAAGGGUUUACUUGCUAUUGGAAAUCUAUUGUUUAUAUCGGGACUCGCGUGUGUUAUCGGACCAUGGAGGACUUUAAAUUUCUUCUUUCAAAGACAUAAAAUGAAAGCCAGUGCCUCCUUCUUAGGAGGCGUUUUUGUAGUACUUAUGGGUUGGCCUCUUAUAGGGAUGAUCUUAGAAACUUAUGGUUUUAUAUUGCUAUUUAGUGGGUUUCUACCAGUAGCAAUAAAUUUUCUACGAAGAGUACCUUUAUUGGGAACUGUACUGAAUAUGCCUGGAAUCAGUCGAAUUUUGGACAUAAUAGCAGGAGAUUCCAAUAGGACAACUGUAUGAUAAUUAUAUAAUUUAAACAUUUUUAACUUUAAUAUCAACAUUUUUGCUUAAAACUUGUAUAUAAAUCAAUCACAUAUGUAA
Molecule: messenger RNA, 859 nt
Organism: Nylanderia fulva
Lineage: Eukaryota; Metazoa; Arthropoda; Insecta; Hymenoptera; Formicidae
Product: vesicle transport protein GOT1B
Biological process (GO): retrograde transport, endosome to Golgi; endoplasmic reticulum to Golgi vesicle-mediated transport
Cellular component (GO): membrane; endoplasmic reticulum
Source: RefSeq, a predicted model, not a curated record